Molecule: messenger RNA, 3882 nt
Organism: Musa acuminata subsp. malaccensis (wild Malaysian banana)
Lineage: Eukaryota; Viridiplantae; Streptophyta; Magnoliopsida; Zingiberales; Musaceae
Product: pentatricopeptide repeat-containing protein At2g27610
Biological process (GO): RNA modification
Cellular component (GO): intracellular membrane-bounded organelle
Molecular function (GO): protein binding; RNA binding; zinc ion binding
Source: RefSeq, a predicted model, not a curated record
ACCAUUUCCCUCGCCCACCGGUUCUGAUUCCAUCUACCUCUGCAGACGUUACAAGCUCUCAUGAUUCCCAGGCCUCUCUCGAGGUCAAGAGGCAGCGUAAACAGCGAUCGAACACUAGGGACCGCCGUCAAACACCUUCUCGACCCUCCCAACGAGCCGAGUCCCCGCGGUCUCUGCUCUCAUCGCCAACUGUUCGACGGAAGCCCUCUUGAGAGCCCUUCCCCGUGGAACCGCCUGCUCUUCCGGCACUCGAGGAACAAUCUUAACAGAGAACCUCUGAGUUUGUUCCUGGAGGCUCGGAGGUCUGGGCAGCCCCUCGACGAUUCCUCGCUCUCGUGCGUUCUCAAGGCUUGCGGAUGUUUAUGGGAUCGAAACCUUGGCAGGCAACUGCAUGGCCUCUGUGUGAAAUGUGGGCACGGAUCGGGGGUCGGCGUUGGCACCUCGCUGCUUGAUAUGUACCUCAAGUGUGAUGGCGUGGAUGAUGGAGUGAGAGUGUUCGAUUCAAUGCCUGAGAGAAAUGUGGUGAGUUGGACCUCUUUGCUCACCGGGUAUUCUCAAAAGGGACUCCAUGAUGAUGCAUUUGAGUUCUUUUCCCGGAUGCGAUCCGAGGGAAUUAAGCCAAAUCCUUUCACUUUUGCCACUGUUCUUGCAUCGGCCGCGGCUCAGGGAGUACUUGAGAACGGAAGGCAAAUGCACGGCCAAUUGAUCAAAUUUGGAUACCAGGGUACAGUGUUUGUGUGCAAUCCUCUGAUCAACAUGUACUCCAGGUGUGGUCUAGUCGAAGAGGCUCGAGCGGUCUUCAACCGCAUGGUGAACCGGGAUGCUGUUUCUUGUAAUGCGAUGGUUGCAGGCCUUGUGUUGAAUGGGUACGAGUCUGAAGCAGUGCAAGAGUUUCGUCACAUGAGAGCUGCCGGCCUGAAACCGACACAGUCGAGCUUCGCUACCAUGAUCAAGUUGUGCGCUAAUCUUAAACAGCUCGCGUUUGCUCGACAGCUCCAUUGCUGUGUAGUGAAAGAAAGGUUCGACCUGGAUGCCAAUGUAAUUACAACACUGAUGGUGGUUUACAGUAAAUGCAGCGAAAUGGAUGACGCAUUUGAACUUUUUUCCAUGCUGGGAGCUCGAUCCGUGGUCUCAUGGACUGCUAUGAUCAAUGGGUAUAUACAGAAUGGACAUGUCAGUCGAGCUGCACUUCUCUUUAGUCAGAUGAGGUUAGAUGCUGUUGAGCCGAAUGAUUUCACCUACUCUAUUCUAUUGACGGCUUCGCCUCAGAUAUCUCCCUUCCAAAUCCAUGCCCAGGUCAUCAAAACCAAAUUCCAGCAAGUCCCUUCUGUAGGCACUGCUCUGCUCGCAGCAUAUACUAAGCUAGGAAACACUUGCGAAGCCUUCUGUGUCUUCAGGGGGAUUAAAGAAAAGGACAUUGUGGCAUGGUCUGCAAUGCUAGCAUGCUAUGCCCAAGCAGGUGAUUCUGAAGGGGCAGUGAAGCUGUUCACAGAGAUGGCUAGGAAGAGUAUCGGAGCAAAUGAGUUCACCCUCUCCAGUGCGAUUGAUGCAUGUGCAAGUCCAACAGCUUCAGCAGAUCAGGGGAAGCAGUUUCAUGCCAUUUCUAUCAAGCUUAAAUAUGAAAACACAUUGUGCGUGAGCACAGCUCUCGUCACUAUGUACGCAAGGAGGGGGAGCAUAGAGAGUGCUCAGGGAGUCUUUGACAGGCAGUCAGUGAGGGAUCAGGUUUCCUGGAAUUCUAUGUUGAUGGGUUAUGCUCAGCAUGGCUAUUCUAAGAAGGCCCUUGAAUUAUUUAGAGGCAUAGAAUCUAGAGGCAUUGAAAUGGAUGGAAUCACCUUUAUUGGUGUUAUCAUAGCAUGUACACACACAGGGCUCGUAGAAGAAGGCAAGAAGCACUUUGAGUCAAUGGUACAUAAUCACCAUAUCAGUCCAACUGUGGAACAUUAUGCCUGCAUGGUUGAUCUUUAUAGUCGUGCUGGUAAACUCGAAGAAGCAAUGAGUCUGAUCAAGGAGAUGCCUUUUCCAGCAUCUGCAACUGUGUGGCGUACUCUGUUGGGUGCCUGUAGGCUUCAUCGGAAUGUGGAACUCGGAGAGCUCGCUGCAGAGAAGUUAAUGUCACUUGAACCUUCACAUUCUGCUGCAUAUGUGCUCUUAUCUAAUAUGUAUGCAGCUGCUGGGAGAUGGGCAGAGAGGGCCAAGAUAAGGAAGCUGAUGGAUGCCAGAAAAGUAAAGAAAGAAGCUGGAUGCAGCUGGAUUCAAAUUAAGAACAAAGUGCAUUCGUUCUUAGCUUCUGAUAGAACUCAUCCUAUGUCAGAUAAGAUAUAUACAAAGCUUAAAGACAUUACAAUUCGAUUGAAGGAGAAAGGGUAUCAACCAAAUACAGAUUAUGUGCUUCAUGAUAUGGAAGAGGCGCAUAAGGAGGUCAUGCUAGCUCAGCACAGUGAGAGACUGGCCAUUUCUUUUGGGCUGAUAGCUACGCUUCCUGGGACACCCCUCCAAAUUGUAAAGAACCUUAGAGUGUGUGGGGAUUGCCACACCGUGAUUAAGCUAAUAUCAGAAAUAGAGCAGAGGGAGAUUGUUAUCAGGGACUCAAGCCGAUUCCACCACUUUAAUAGAGGCUCUUGCUCUUGUGGUGAUUAUUGGUGACUGGACUUCAGUAUCUUCCAAAUUCUAUGUUAUGGUUACUUGGAGGAGGCACAGAAUGCAAAUUGUAGGGCCAACCAAUUCAUAUUUGAAGAGCUUACAUCUUUGGGAUUACCUUGCUAACUGAACUACAAUCAUACAGCCAAUUGAAUUCUUUGUCAGAUUAUCUCAACUACAAACAUAGUAUUAAAUACAUGGUAGCCGAAGAUGUGGUGACUAGCCAUAAAAAUUGGUACUUUUGUUGGGUUUGAACAUAAGAGCCACAGAGACACAAAAUAUGAAUAGGUGGACAUUUACACAAGAAUCAUAACUGAGAUGGCAAAAAUUGCUAUGUUGAAACCUUGUUUUUGCAAAACAGUUCACUGGUAGAAGUAAUUCAUAGGAAUUGCUUACACAAAGGAACUUUAUCGAUGAUUGAGCUAUGCUCUCCAGAAAUCGAGUGGAAAGUUCCUGCAUUAAAUCAGUAAUUUUAUGUUCAUUUACAUAAAGUAACUGAGUGGAGAGUUACCAUAAUGAACAAUGCUCCUCCAGCAGGCAUGGUGGCACCCAUUUGGUCCUAGACAUGCUGGUGCUCAAUAGACCUCAUUGGUCUAUAUGCAUUCUUCUCAGAGUUCUGUACCUCAAUAGUCUGCAACGUCACUUGUUCAUCUCCAUGAAAACUUCCAGACUUCUUAUGAGGGUUUUGCUCAGUUUUAUUGAUCUCUCAGGUUGCUGGUUAUUUGAGGAAUACAAUUCAGCAUGAAGGAACUUUUCUCAUUAUUUAGAAUUUUGCAUAAAUAAGGCUAUUCACUCUUUGUACUGUCUAAAGGCUGCUUGGGCGUUCUCAAUUUCAUGGUAGUUAGUACUUGCCAUCUUAGUGUGUGGCUCAACACCAGACAGAUCUUCACCAUCAGGAGUCUUUAAGUCUUUAUGGUCCUUAUUUCAGUUGAAGUUACAUAGCCAAUCCUGGGCAUCUGACAGACUCAUCAGCAGCAACCUCAAACGAGCUCUAGCAAGGGCCUGGAGGUACCUGUACCUGCUGUCAACUGGAAUUCUGUGACCGGAAUUUUGGAUGAUGGUUAAGUGAAUUUUUGUUGGCAGGAGAGUGCAGAUGUAGAAAGCUUUGCACGUGUCAGAAGAUAAACCUUCUUAGCUAUCUUCUUUCCUGCACUAUGCAUAUCCUUGUACAGGCUUCAGAUAUCCCCUGUUUUGCUGGUGCUGAAGAGGAAGGAAAAGCAUAACUUGACGAUAGCAUACAAU